Trichechus manatus latirostris (Florida manatee) is the source of this 3180-nucleotide messenger RNA. It is a transcript of the gene ALG6, whose product is annotated as ALG6 alpha-1,3-glucosyltransferase. Lineage: Eukaryota; Metazoa; Chordata; Mammalia; Sirenia; Trichechidae. The record is from RefSeq and is a predicted model, not a curated record. The transcript has 15 exons. Gene Ontology annotation, molecular function: dolichyl pyrophosphate Man9GlcNAc2 alpha-1,3-glucosyltransferase activity. The coding region runs from base 233 to 1756 and encodes 507 amino acids. Gene Ontology annotation, biological process: protein N-linked glycosylation. Gene Ontology annotation, cellular component: endoplasmic reticulum membrane.
CGCAGGCGCCUUCUUGGAACUUGCUGCAGGCAGGAGUCCCAACGACCGGUGGGCGGCGGGGCUGCUUUCUCAUAGACAUAAACAUCAGUUUUUGACUGUUUAAAAACGAGAAAUCACUUAAAAUCCUCUCAAACACCAAAUUCCAAAGAAGUGAUAACAUUUCUCUCAAGGAAAGAAGUGACUGACUACUGGCAUUGAUCUAUUUUUUCUUCUCUAAAUUUGAAGAACAGCAAUGGAGAAAUGGUACCUGAUGCCUGUGGUAGUCUUAAUAGGACUAACAGUACGGUGGACAGUUUCUCUUAAUUCUUAUUCAGGUGCUGGAAAACCCCCUAUGUUUGGUGAUUAUGAAGCUCAGAGACACUGGCAAGAAAUUACUUUUAAUUUACCAGUCAAACAAUGGUAUUUUAACACCAGUGAUAACAAUUUACAGUAUUGGGGACUGGAUUACCCACCUCUUACAGCUUAUCAUAGUCUCUUAUGUGCAUACAUGGCAAAGUUUAUAAAUCCAGACUGGAUUGCUCUCCAUACAUCACGUGGAUAUGAGAGUCAGGCACAUAAGCUCUUCAUGCGUACAACAGUUUUUAUUGCUGAUUUGCUGAUUUACAUACCUGCAUUGAUUUUGUACUGCUGUUGCUUAAAAGAAACUUCAACUAAGAGAAAGAUUACUAAUGCAUUGUGCAUAUUGCUAUAUCCAGGCCUUAUUCUUAUCGACUAUGGACAUUUUCAAUAUAAUUCUGUGAGUCUUGGCUUUGCUUUGUGGGGUAUUCUCGGCGUAUCUUGUGACUGGGACCUGCUAGGGUCACUGGCAUUUUGCUUAGCUAUAAAUUAUAAACAGAUGGAACUUUACCACUCCUUGCCAUUCUUUUGCUUUUUACUUGGCAAGUGUUUUAAAAAAGGCCUGAAAGGAAAGGGGUUUGUGUUGUUAAUUAAACUAGCUUGUACUGUUGUGGCUUCCUUCAUUGUCUGCUGGCUGCCAUUCUUUGCAGAAAGAGAACAAACCCUGCAAGUUCUGAGAAGACUUUUCCCCGUUGAUCGUGGAUUAUUUGAGGAUAAAGUAGCCAAUAUUUGGUGCAGCUUCAAUGUCUUUCUGAAGAUUAAGGAUAUUUUGCCACGUCACAUCCAGGUAAUAAUCAGCUUUUGUUUUACGUUUUUGAGCCUGCUUCCUGCAUGUAUAAAAUUAACACUUCAGCCCUCUCCCAAAGGAUUCAGAUUUACUCUGGUCAGCUGUGCUCUGUCAUUCUUUUUAUUUUCUUUCCAAGUACAUGAAAAGUCCAUUCUCUUGGUAUCAUUACCAGUCUGCUUAGUUUUAAAUGAAAUUCCUUUUAUAUCGACUUGGUUUUUACUUGUGUCAACAUUUAGUAUGCUACCUCUUUUAUUGAAAGAUGAACUCCUAAUGCCCUCGGUUGUGACAACAAUGGCAUUUUUUAUAGCUUGUGCUACCUCUUUUUCAAUCUUUGAAAAGACUUCUGAAGAAGAACUGCAGUUGAAAUCCUUUUCCAUUUCUGUUAGAAAAUGUCUUCCAUAUUUUACAUUUCUUCCCAGAAUUAUACAACAUUUGUUUCUUAUAUCAGUAAUUGCUAUGGUCCUUCUGACGCUGAUGACUGUCACACUGGAUCCUCCUCAGAAAUUACCGGACUUAUUUUCUGUAGUGGUAUGUUUUGUAUCCUGCUUGCACUUCCUGUUCUUUUUGGUAUACUUUAACAUUAUAAUCAUGUGGGAUUUCAGAAAUGGAAGAAAUCAGAAGAAAAUCAACUAGCUGUAUCCCCAAAAAAUGCGAAACUGUGAACUGUGCUAAGAGGUUUUGUAAACUUUUUAUGUAUACACGAAAUUACCAUUUUGAGAAUCAUGGAAUGGUGAAAUUGUUGUCUACACAGAAUAAAUGUAUAUGAAGACCAAGGUCCAAUGGAAGCUUUUGUUUUCUAACUAUUGCUCGUCCAUGACAGAUCGUAGUUUUAUUAAUAGUCACAGCUGUUCAGGUGGCAAAAUAAUAAAGUCCUUAAUCCCAUUGUUUAGUUAGGAAGUAUACUCUAUGAAUUGUUAUGUCUUAAAAAAUCUGCAGAUACAGUGAGCUUAAUGGGAGAAUUUAGCCCUUCUUUUUAAAAGAAAUCACUAAUUUUGGUAGCCAAAUUUAGUUUUCCUUAUAUUUUAGAAUGCAAGUAAUAUGUGCUUGAGGACAGGUUCAAUUAGUUUCAUUGUUUAAGUUAUCUCAGGGAAUUAAAUUUGGAAUAAUCUUUUAAAUUACUGUGAAAAGGCAAUUUAAACUGCUUGAAGUUUGUCCGUGCCUUAUUAUAUGUACGAAUUUGAAUUUUUUUUACAAGGUAGGUAGAUUAAACUGUGUUCUUAUUUAUAUCUAAGGAUGCUGAUUUGCUUGAAUGCAAUUGAAAAAUGAAUUUUCCUGAAUUUAAAUCUAAAUUUUAAAUAUAAACAGUUUGAAUUUAGUAUUUUUAAUUACUCAUGAUCACCAGUUCUAAACUUUAAGGAUCAUUGUUUUAAUUAAAUUGCCUUGUACAGGAUCCCAAUCCCAUCCUGUUCUUUUUUGCUAUGACAUAGGUCAUCAGGAUCACCACUGCCGUAACCAUUGAUUCAUAUCAUGCUUCACGUCAGCCUGACCCUGCUAAUACCGUGUCACUCUAUAUUAGCAGAAGUCCAUUUUUGCUAUCUGUUCUGUUGGUACGGAUAAUGUAUUAUAUCCAUGUAGUAGCUUCUCAUAUAAAGAUGUGUUUUCCUUUGUCUCGUGAUAAAAAUAAAACCUAUAUUUUCAAUGAAUACGUACACUUCUUUCAACAUACAGCCAUUAAAACAUACUAAGUGGCAGUAUACUUUAAAACAAUGCAAGUCAAACAAAAACACACACAUAAUUUGGUUCUAGACAUGGACAGCCACAGGCUAGUGCAAGAAGGGAUGUGUUUUUAAGUAGAUAAGCCUGAUAAAAGAAGUAGCUUUAGACAAAGCAAAAAUCAAGAAGUAUUUCUUUCUUAAAGCAGAUGUGCAUAAAGACUUAAAGGGCAGGUCAGUACAGAAAAGCAGCCUUGACUCGCUGCCGAAUCAGCAGGAACACUGCUGUCCAUGGUCACCAUCUGUAAUCACUGAGCCAAAUGUCAGCAUUUUGGCUGGCUGGUGUAGCCUUAGAUUUUGUAAUAACAUACUUGCAUUUAACACAGGAUGUUGAUUUAAAUCAGG